Molecule: messenger RNA, 1873 nt
Organism: Gavia stellata (red-throated loon)
Lineage: Eukaryota; Metazoa; Chordata; Aves; Gaviiformes; Gaviidae
Gene: PLCXD2
Product: phosphatidylinositol specific phospholipase C X domain containing 2
Exons: 4
Coding region: 1-1002 (333 amino acids)
Biological process (GO): lipid metabolic process
Molecular function (GO): phosphoric diester hydrolase activity
Source: RefSeq, a predicted model, not a curated record
AUGAGGCCGCCGGCCGGGAGGGAGCGUGGCCGUCGGCGGCGGGCCGCGGGGGCCAUGGCGGAGAGCAACGCGGACUGGAUGGGCUCGCUGCCGGCGGCGCUGCGCUCCUACCCCCUCUCCAACCUGGCCAUCCCGGGGUCACAUGAUUCUUUCAGCUACUGGGUUGAUGAGAAAUCUCCCGUGGGACCAGACCAAGCCACAGCCAUCAAACGUUUGGCCAGAAUUUCUUUGGUUAAAAAGAUCAUGAAGAAAUGGUCAAUCACUCAAAAUCUGACUUUCAAAGAGCAGUUGGAAGGUGGGAUCCGCUACUUUGAUCUUCGUGUAUCUUCCAAACCUGGGGAAAUAGGACAAGAGAUUUACUUCAUACACGGCUUGUUUGGCAUCAAAGUAUGGGAUGGGCUGAAGGAGAUUAACACCUUCCUUGAGCAGCAUCCCAAGGAAGUAAUCUUCUUGGAUUUCAAUCAUUUUUAUGCCAUGGACGACAGCCAUCACUUCUUCUUGAUCAACAGGAUCCGCUCAGCAUUUGGAUCCAAACUCUGUUCCGUUGAAUGUGUAGAAUAUGUGACUUUACAGUACAUGUGGGAGAGGAAACAUCAGGUUCUCAUAUUCUACCACUACCCUUUGUAUCAGGAAUACCCCUUCCUGUGGCCAGGGAAUAAAAUGCCGGCACCAUGGGCUAAUACAACCAAUGUGCACAAACUGUUACAGUUCCUGGAGACCACUCUUGAGGAACGAAGUCGUUAUGGGACUUUUCAUGUUUCUCAAGCAAUUCUCACCCCUCGAGUGAAAACUAUUGCACGGCAUCUAAUUCGUGGUCUGAAGAACACACUUGUUCACAGGAACUUGCCCAUGAUUUUGAAUUGGGUGAAAGCACAGAAGCCAGGUGUUAUGGGUGUUAACAUAAUUACAUCAGACUUUGUGGACCUGGUUGACUUCGCUGCUACAGUUAUUGCAUUAAAUGACCUCCUUCUAGAAGACGAUGAAUCUGCAACUAAAUCCUGAUUGCUAUGUCCCACCUGUGCUCCUCAGUGGACAUCUUUGAACUAUGCUAAAUGUUUUAUUUAUUAAGUGAAACUUAUUGUAAUGUCUAUUUAAAAAAUUUUCUAGAGGAGUCAUGGUUAAGCAUCACAUACAGGUGGGUCCAUUCUCCCAGUGAUGUGGGGAUCUGAGUGGAACACCAAGUGCUGUCUGAGUGCUGCUGCGUGUCUGUGGCUACGUGUUUGACUAAGUUAUGCACACAUCUGCUGCAGUCCAGCGCGGUGUCUGCCUGCCAACAAGAGGCUGGUCUCUGGAGCAGAUGUACCCGAUUAUGGUGCGCGUCUCCCUGGUGACUGGACUCACCGUCCCCUUGUGUGUGCAUCCUGCUUAUUUCUCAGCACCAGGGCUCAAAGCAAGGAUUGCUGCUGAUCCCUUAGCAGCAGUGUGACCAGGCUGGCUGAGACAGUAUUGUUCUUGGGCCGCCUCUGGCAUAGCUGGACUCAGCUGGAGGCUGCUGCUGUAUUCAUUACGCUGUUUUAAACGCUACCUCUGACUUGCUCAGAAACAAUAUUGCCCGUUGUUCAGGGGGAAGCGUUACACUGUGGUGAAUAUCCAAACUGUCCUUUGGGCCUGAGAGGCGAAGGCUUGACCUGCUCUGCCUCUUUGGACUCCAAACUCUUCUUCUGGACCUCUCUGUUUUAUACUUCAAUGCAUUUGUUGCAACCAUGUUUAAGUGUGUUUCUUCUGGCAUUAAUUGGGAGACUAUUUCAGUCUUCAAAUUAUGAGGAUUAUAACUCAGAAGUCUGAAUUCCUGUUGAGACAUCUGAGAAACCACAGCAUAACCUUUCUCUUUUGCUUGUUUUUUCCAUUUAUCGAGUUUUCUUUGGGGAAAGUU